GAGGACUUCAACAAGUUCUGCACCUUCGUCCUGGCCUACGCCGGCUACAUCCCCUACCCGCAGGAGGAGACACCCCUGAGGAACAGUCCCAGCCCUCCCAACAGCACUGGAGGCACAAUUGACAGCGAUAGCUGGGAUCCCCGAUUCAAUGACAUCCCUUCUUCUGUCUCCUUGCCAGUCAAGAACAGAAAGAACUUUAGUCAGCUUAAGCGAACAAAAUCGUAUGGUUCCCUAUUCCAGCGAGCAAAACCUAGCAACUUCCUGCCAGAGCGAAAGCAAAUUGAUAAGAUUCGGAAGAAGAAAAAACUGAAGAGAAGGGAAACAGAAGCGUCUGCAGAGGAAGACUAUGAGGAGAAGCUGCUGGAGCUGGAGGCUGAGGACUCUUACGUGGAGACUCCGAUGAGUCCCUCGUCCGAGGGCGACCCUCAGUCUGUUACCGAACACUGCUCGGUGUGGGACUCUGACACACCUUCCAGCGUCUCCUAUCCUGCUGUGACAGCCGAGCAGACUGUGGAGAUACAGAGCGUGGGUAAAAGAACGGUCAUUCGGCAGGGGAAGCAGGUUGUGUUUCGGGAUGAGGACGGCACCGGUGACGAUGAGGACAUUAUGGUGGAUUCAGAUGACGAUUCAUGGGACCUAGUCACUUGCUUCUGCAUGAAACCUUUCGCUGGGCGGCCAAUGAUCGAGUGUAACGAGUGUCACACCUGGAUCCACCUCUCCUGCGCCAAAAUCCGCAAAUCAAACGUCCCAGAGGUCUACAUAUGCCAGAAGUGUCGGGACUCCAAGUUUGAUAUUCGCCGUUCAAACCGCUCCCGGACGGGCUCACGCAGGCGCUUUCUGGACUAGCCGAGAGAAGGGCCGCACCGGUGUGCUGCUUGGGCAGGCUAGCCGUGCAAAGCACAGACUCCAGCCAGGAGGUCAGGGAGCGCUCCUCCGAACUUCUACUGCUCAGGCUAAAGGGCUGCCUGGUCUGUCUGAGUUAACAGGGAUAAGGUAUCGCAAAGUUGUUGAUGACCAGGGCUGGAAGAAGCCAACUGGUCAAAACUGCUGCUAGAUACUGAUUAGCUCAAGGACAGAUUAAGCUCUCUAGGUUCAGUGGGGUUUUGUCCAGUUAAAACUAUGAAUUGGAUGAUGUUUUGGGAACGUAUAAUACCUUUGCCACGUAUUAUUUCUCAUCCCAUCGCGAAAGAAACUGCAAACCUUCUCUGUGCUAGGAAACUCAUCCUCCAAAGACGGAGGAGGAGGGAAAUCUGUGUGAAGAGUCUCAAAAGUAAAUGGCCACGUGUUUUAAUUUUAAUGUAAUAUUGUACCUGCCCAUUUGUCCAUAUAUAUCCAUCUUAGAUAUUCUAAGGCUCCCUAGGAGCGAGUGUGAAUACCUACUGGCCUCUUGUGUGAUCUGCCUCGUCUGCAGUGGGUCUGGGCAGUAGGUGAGCUGCUUUCACUGAGGUCUGUGAUUUGGCGUUGUUCAAGUGAAACCGGGACUUCCUCCUGCUCCAAGGACUGGUGCAUUUAAAAGAAGAAAACAGUCCUCUUUCUGGACAGGCAGCGCUGGGGAUUAGUGACACUGAGAUUCUUCCUAGAAGUCUCUUCUUACAGUGAUUUUCGUGACUUUGUUUUGCAUGAUUGGCUCAAAUGUGAGUGUGUAUGGGGGGAGGGGGGUACCAUUUGCUCUGUUUCCCAGCCGGUUGGUAAGCUCUGAGGUGCUGUUUUAAGGAGACAAUGAC
This is a messenger RNA of Struthio camelus australis, 1724 nucleotides long. The record is from RefSeq and is a predicted model, not a curated record. Lineage: Eukaryota; Metazoa; Chordata; Aves; Struthioniformes; Struthionidae.